Molecule: messenger RNA, 1081 nt
Organism: Gigantopelta aegis
Lineage: Eukaryota; Metazoa; Mollusca; Gastropoda; Neomphalida; Peltospiridae
Product: carcinoembryonic antigen-related cell adhesion molecule 1-like
Exons: 5
Source: RefSeq, a predicted model, not a curated record
AUGGCUGUGUUCAUGUACACAUUAGUUUCUAUGACCGCUGUUAAUCACGUUCUGGGGGCAUCACUGUCCAUUUCUGGAUCUUCAUCUUAUGCAGUGUUGAAUAAGCCGUUUACCUUGACGUGUACAGUGUCACAGGCUGCUGAUCUCAGUGAUAAAGUACAAUUCCUUAAGAAAACCGCAUCUGAUGUGUUAGUUUCCCUCAGACAGAAUGGUGGCUGGUGUUCGUUGUUCAGUAGACCACCACAAGGUUACAUUGUAUCCUGUGACAGUGGAACAGACAGCAGCUUGUCCACCACUAAGACGUAUACUCUGAGAAUCAACAGAGCUGCAGUUAGUGAUGCUGUAGACUGGUGGUGUAAUCUAGAUACAGCUAGAACACGAAGCAACACAUUUAGGCUGCAGCUCAGCAGUGGUCCAGUCUCUGUUACAUUCAGUCCAUUACCACCUGGGUCUGUAGCAGAAGGAGACAGUCUGUCUGUGACAUGCGCUGCUAGUUGUAUACCACCAUGUUCCUAUUCCUGGACUCCGAGACAUCAACCGAUCUCACCAACCUCUCAGUUAAAACUGACAAACAUAAACAGGAGUCAUACAGGGAAUGUGUACACGUGUACAGCGACCAACUCAUUUUUAUCAACAUCUAAAACUAAACAGAUCACACUGACGGUGUACUAUGGACCAGACAGUGUCCAGAUAAACACCACUUCUCUUCUAACAGUGAAGGAAGGUGACGAUGUAGCUGUGUCAUGUGGAGCGACUGACUGUUCUCCAUCCUGUUUUUCCACAUGGAAGUUUAACUCUCAGAACCGAUCUUCAAUCACGUCUCUGACUUUGAACUCGAAGUCUACACCGGUUACAGUUGAUGAGUUGACUCCUAUGAUUCUGAGGUGUGAUGUUACCAGUAAUCCAGGAUCUGAUAUCAAACUUUUGAAUAACUCACAGACUCUGCGUGAAGUGGCAAACUCUAAACAGGCUGAGUACACGUGGAACGAGGCUGGAUGUCUGGAUACAGGACACUACACGUGUGAAGCAGGAAACGACAUCAAGUUAGCUGUCAGUGAAACUGUGCAACUUGUUGUCAGAU